Pristis pectinata (smalltooth sawfish) is the source of this 2512-nucleotide messenger RNA. RefSeq names its product family with sequence similarity 32 member A (gene fam32a). The transcript has 4 exons. NCBI's taxonomy places the organism in Eukaryota, Metazoa, Chordata, Chondrichthyes, Rhinopristiformes, Pristidae. Bases 37 to 381 code for a protein of 114 amino acids. The record is from RefSeq and is a predicted model, not a curated record. Gene Ontology annotation, cellular component: nucleolus.
UACAGGGGCGGGGCCAGAUCCGCGGAGCGGCCGACGAUGGCCGAGUACCAGGCGGUGCAGCGCGGCGCUCUCCGGCUCAAAGGCGUCGCUGAUCUGGGCGUCAAGAAAAAGAAGAAGAAGAAUAAAGAAACCAAGAAAAUGCUGGAACAGAUCACCUCAAACCAGCAGCAGUGUGAGGGUGGGGGAGAAAAUAAACGAGCAUCUGUAGACAAGAGGACUCCAGCGCAGAAGGCAUUCGACAAGAUGCAAGAGAAACGGCAAAUUGAAAGGAUCCUAAAGAAGGCAUCGAAAACUCACAAACAGAGUGUUGAGGAGUUUAACAGACACCUGGAUACCCUGACAGAACAUUACGAUAUUCCUAAAGUCAGCUGGACUAAAUGAGAUGGAUGCAGCUUUUGGACAUUAUUAUUAUUGGGGUUGCUCUUGUUAUUUUCAGUACUUUUUGUAUCAGUAGUAAACAAAAUAGAUUGUCACUGUUCCUCUGUUAGCUUGCGUGACAGGAAGUGACUUGCAUCUCGUGAUGGAUUUCUCAACGUCGUGGCGCUUUGUAAAUAUAAUUUUCUAUGUUGACGUUGCUUUUGAAGUUGUACAUUAACUCUACAGAAAGAUAAUAAACAGCUCAUUCUACACUGAUCAGCUGUGUAACGAUGAAUACACAAUGGUAGCUGGUCACAUGACCUUGGGAGUGAGUUACUUAUCCUGUAUGUUAUUUAACACCAGCUUUUAUUCUUUUUAUCUGUAACAUUUACUUAGUUUUUGAUCUUAGUCCACGUGUAUCACAGUGUUAUUACCUGAAACUGGUUGUUAGUCUGCCUGCAGUACAUUGCAUAAGUGAGAGGCAUCCUGGUAACAGAUCCCUUUCUGUAUAUAGCCCAAAGCUGAACUUAUUUUGAAACAUACUUCAUUUUAAAUGUGACCAUCAAAGCUUAUUGGAUGAAUGAGAGAAAUAUCAACAAAGGAAGUGCCAAAAUUGCACAAGAGGUUUUGCAAAGGAACUGCAUCUUCCAUUGUUGGGAGUGGAGUCUGACUGAUGUUGGGCUCUUGAGUCAGUGGGAUGUAAGUGAUGUUCUGUGACCUUUGAAGAGGUGAGAAGGUAUCUGAGUAUCCAGUUAGUCACUUAUUUGCCUUUUGUGUAUCAGGUUUGUCUGCAAUAACAGUGGCUGUACCCGAACUAAGUGUGUGGGAUGUCCUGAGCCCUACAUUAUGGAAACCUAUUUCUAAAUGUGUCAUUUGGGUGGGGGGGUGAAUUCUGUUGUGUUCAUGAGACAGGAGGCUUGAGAAGAAAUCCUUCUGAACUUGGGUUCCAUUAUUCAGCUGCUACCUUGUUCCUGGUUACCUCAGAAGAUCUUUAGGCCUUCUGCUUUGUGCCUCAACAACAAUAAUACCUUUUUAUACAGUACCUUAAACUUUCAAAAUGACCCCAGCACAAUUCAUAGAUAAAUCAUCAUGCAAAAUUUCUCAUAAGCACCUUCAUUUCACCCAGGUAGCAGAUCCUUUUAAUUGCUUCUUCAUUACUUUUGCCUACCUUGCUCUUAAAUGCAACAACAAUUGCUGUGGGCGUGAGGAGAAUAGGAUUGGGUUGGGUUUCUGCCAGAAAAUUAUGCAUUGACACUCGCAGAACAGAAACUUGCGCACAAAAUCUGGACAGUCCGGUGUUGCACUAUUGGAGAUGAUGAUUUCUGGCCGAGACAGCAAAUGUUUAAUUUUUUUGAUCAAUGUCACAAACUUGGUCAUUAUUACUAUUUGUAGGAGUUUACUGUGAGUAAAUAGCUACUCAUUAAGACCCAUUUCAAAAGCACUUUAGCUGUAAAGUGCAUUGUGAUAUCCUCAAAUUAUGAAAGAUAUUGCCUCAGUAGAACUUUUUAAAUUCAAGGAUAUGGUAGGAACAGACUGAGAGAUUAGACUGGAACUGGCACUGGACUGGGAACUGGAUCAAUGACUUCCACAGCCUUCCAGGGUAGAAAAUUCCAUAGGUUCACUGCCCUCUGUGUGAAGAAAGAUUUCCUCAUCCUCGUUCUAGCUGGACUGCCCCUUAUUCUGAGACUGAUGCCCUAGUUUGAGAUUCUUCAAACAAGGCAAAUAUCAUCCCUGCAUCCAGCCUGUCAAACCCUGUAAGCACUUCAUAAGCCCUGGGGAGAUUAUCUUUCAUUCUUAUAAACUUGUGAAUCUUCGUUUCUAUGGCAAGUAUACAUCAGGUAAGGAAAGCAAAACUCUGUGUGCACUGGAUCCAAUCUUACCAAGGCCCUAUGGAAUUGCAUUGUGGCAUCUUUAUUCCAGUACUUAUGAUAAAGGCCAACAUAUAAUUUGUCUUCAAGAUCACUUGCUGCACCUGUAGGUUGACCUUCAGUGACUUGUGUACAAGGACGCUUGGGUGCCUUUGAACAUCGACAUUGGCGCCAGAAGAGUGGCGACACUUGCGGGCUGCCCCCCAGCACAUUCUCAGUAAUGCAAAAAGAUGCAUUUCACUGUAUGUUUUGAUGUACAUGUGACUAAUAAAUAUCUAUAUCAAUUA